AUGCACAGGCUAUCUAACAUCCCACUUUACACCAGCAUAGUUGAUGUUCAAGUGUCAAUAAUGCAGGUGAUGUUUAGUCUUCCUUCCGCCGGCAAGUCAUCAAUUAUGUUGGAUGUUAAGCCAUGGGAUGACGAUACUGAUAUGAGAUUGCUUGAGGAAGCAUUGAGGAGCAUUGAGGUUGAGGGCUUACAUUGGGGAGCUUUUAAUCUCGUACCUGUUGGAUAUGGCAUUCAGAAGAUGACAAUCAUGCUUACGAUUGACGAUGACCUUGUUUCUGUGGACUCUCUGAUUGAGGAACGUCUUACCGCAGAACCUAUCAAUGAAUAUGUGCAAAGUUGCGAAAUAGUUGCGUUCAAUAAAUUAUGAUUGCAGUGCAGCAGAGCAGGAGUGGUUUGAAGAUCUUUCAGUUGUGUUUGUAGCUCAAUGCCUCAAUAUUAGAUUACAUUUCAUUUCU
Molecule: messenger RNA, 454 nt
Organism: Argentina anserina (silverweed cinquefoil)
Lineage: Eukaryota; Viridiplantae; Streptophyta; Magnoliopsida; Rosales; Rosaceae
Product: elongation factor 1-beta-like
Exons: 4
Coding region: 1-366 (121 amino acids)
Biological process (GO): translational elongation
Cellular component (GO): cytosol
Molecular function (GO): translation elongation factor activity; guanyl-nucleotide exchange factor activity
Source: RefSeq, a predicted model, not a curated record